This is a messenger RNA of Hyposmocoma kahamanoa, 1119 nucleotides long. RefSeq names its product protein cereblon-like. NCBI's taxonomy places the organism in Eukaryota, Metazoa, Arthropoda, Insecta, Lepidoptera, Cosmopterigidae. The transcript has 5 exons. The coding region runs from base 164 to 751 and encodes 195 amino acids. The record is from RefSeq and is a predicted model, not a curated record.
GAAUCAUAACAUUGCAUUUUUGCUGGCCCGUUUCGACCCGCACUUAUUUAAAAUAUUUUUGUCAAGAACUAGUUAUUUUAAUAAAUUUGAAUCCGUAAAAAAAACACUAAUUCCCCCUGAAAAAUUAAACUUGUAACCUAAAGAAAUUGUUUAUCAACAAGGCAUGAUUUAUUCUUUAUUUAUUUUAUUGAUCUUGUGUUCCUUGCAGAACUUAUACACGUCAGCUGAUGCUAUAGAUAAAACGGAUUCCAAUGGGCAAGAAUUAUUAUUAUGCCGCAAAUGCGGCGCCGACGUGGCCGACUCGUCUUACCUAUUUAGUGUAUCGAGUCCUGGAGCAGAGAAAGUAGAGAAGCAGCAUCUGUUUGGUAGAAAGAAUAUCACUGUGCAGACAUUAAUUAAUCCUUUUGGUAUCACCUUUGACAUUGUUACAGCUGAAAAGGCAAGAUGCGAAAACGUAGGACCUCCACAAAGAGCGGAUUCCUGGUUCCCUGAAUAUACAUGGCGAAUAUGCUCAUGUCCACAUUGCGGACACCAUCUUGGAUGGACAUUUGAAAGUGUCCCUGACAAAGGAGCCAAUAACGACCAACCCAAAUCCUUUCAUGGUAUAAUUCUAGGCAAUGUGCUUGGAGAAAAUUCUCCUGAGACUCGACUUAAAAAAGCAAAAGCAAAAGAUGUGAAAGAUGGGGAUCGUCACGGACUCCCUGAUAAUGAUGCCGAUGACUUACCAAAUGUGAAGAUGAAUAUGGUUUAAAGGAUAUUAAUUGUAAUGAAUGAAAUAGUUCAAGUUUGAAUUUAAUUAGAAGCAAUCAUCCAAAAACAACAACAAUUUCCUUGGGUAUGUCGCUUAGUGUGGUGGUCAAAUAAAAAUAAUGCACUGCAAUAAUUAUUGUUAGUAAUCAAGGUAUGUUUUAUUAUGAAAUAACUGUUAUUUUGCAAUCAUUGCCCUUGAAAAUAUUUGUAAAUCAAAGAUUGUGAAAAUUAUGUCAAAAAUAAAGUGCCUUAUCUAAAAAGUAAUUAAAACGUUCACAAGAAAAACCAAUCAAAGUAGGUAUUUAUGAAUUUUACGCUUGUUGCCAAAGAAAAUUAAAUUUGUUUUAUGAUCACCGGAAACAAUAUUGU